This is a messenger RNA of Serinus canaria (Common canary), 3508 nucleotides long. RefSeq names its product agouti signaling protein (gene ASIP). Gene Ontology annotation, molecular function: melanocortin receptor binding; neuropeptide hormone activity. The transcript is spliced from 4 exons. NCBI's taxonomy places the organism in Eukaryota, Metazoa, Chordata, Aves, Passeriformes, Fringillidae. Gene Ontology annotation, cellular component: extracellular region. The record is from RefSeq and is a predicted model, not a curated record. Gene Ontology annotation, biological process: hormone-mediated signaling pathway; melanosome organization; positive regulation of melanin biosynthetic process. Bases 147 to 566 code for a protein of 139 amino acids.
GCGGGGAGCGGCGCGGGCCGGCGGCCGCGCUGAGCUGCCAGGGCCCGCCCUGCCCGCCGAGCUGCGGGACGAGGCAGCGCCUGCCCGGGCCUGGGCCUGGUGACCAGGACACGCUUCAGCUUCGGUUUUGACCAACUUUGGUUUUCAUGACAAUGGAAGUUUUCCUCUCCACAAUGGCAAGAAAGAACCUCUUCCUCAGCCUCCUGCUCUGCUACAGCCUGUUCAGGGCUGCUGAUUCCCACUUGGUCGUUGAGGAGAAGACAGAAUGCAACGUGUCCAGAAGGAGCAAAAUGGACCUCUCAGAUCUUCCACCCAUCUCCAUAGUUGAUUUAUCCAGAAAAUCCCAGAAAGUCAGCAGGAAAGAGGCAGAGAACAAGAAAUCUUCCAAGAAAAAUGCUAAACGCAAGAUAUCUCCAAAGCCAAGGCCCCCACCUGCUGCUAACUGCGUGCCAACCUUCAAAACCUGCAAGCCACACUUGAAUUCCUGCUGUCACUACUGUGCUUUGUGCAAAUGCAGAAUCUUCCAGACCAUCUGCCAGUGCCUGAUGUUAAACCCCAAGUGUUAAGCCAAGUCAGAAAUACAGCAAGCCUUCUGUCUUUCAUUAGCUUCUCAAGUGCAUAUUUCAAAUUGCCCCAUGUCCCUAGUAAUCAAAAUAGAGAGCUCUGAAGGUUGAAUUUACCCCUCUAAAAAUUUAAUGGACAGUCAUUAUAAUGGGGUUAAUGUUACCACAAGUUGGAAGUAAUUUCAGGGAGCAGACAACCAGGGAGAUUGGCACUGAUUAGGCAUUUUUAGCAAAAAAGCUGUGUUUUAUGAUGAAUUCUGCAUUCCAGUGGGUUUGAGGUUUUAUUUGAAGGAUCAUAUUAAUGCCACUCUGCAGAGUUGUCUAACCAGCACCAUAAAACCUGCCCCCAUGGCACCCAAAUGGCCACUAAAACAGGACUGGUUAGGCCAGUGAGGGACUGGAGCUUGGCUUUGCCCACAGGGACAUCACCAGCAUUCAGCACAGCCAAAGUACCAGGCUGAAAAUGCAGGGUUUGGGUUUAACUCCAUUUUCACAUAUUCAACAAAAAUCAGGACAAGAAUUUAUGUAGGUUAUUCCACCCGCAAAGAUGGACCCAAGGCUUUAAGGACAUUUUUUAGUCAUUCUCUCAGCAUCCACCUUCAGGGGUUUUGGUCAUUCUGACACCAGGCAGUACCUCCCAGGGGUAUGAUAUACACAUAUACUUCAAACCUGAAUGUACCCAUGCCUUGGAAUAUAAAAACCAGGUUUUUUUUUCUCCAGACAUAUCUAUAGGAAUCAACUCUUCAGCCUUUCUUCUCCUGCUGCCAAGGGACUGCAUGUACAGAGCCCCAAAGCAGGAAGACAUAUCUGGGACUUUGAGGAAGAAAGGAAAGAUCAGCAAAAGAUGAACAUAUGUCCCACAUGUACAUCUUGAAGCAAACCAUUCCAAGCAUCCAAUUCUUUGCCCUUUCUUGCUGCAGGAGCUCCCAGAACCAUCUCCAAGGCCGAAUUCAGGCAGGAAUGUCCAAGUGCUGCAGCAGCCAGGGGAAAAAAUUACAUCACAUGCCGUAUCAAGAGGCUUUAAGGCUCAGAAAGAGAUGGCUGAAGUUCAAAGCAACAGAAGAUUUCUUUCUCUUGUUCUUGAAGCUCUUUGUCUUAAAUUUGAUGUAUCCAAGAUGGCACAGAAGGAAAACCCUUCUUGGUUAAACUCCCAGGAGAGCAAGGAAGGAGCAGACCCAGAAAACAUCCCCUACACUGAAGACUUUUUAUUUGCCAGACUCCAGCUUUUGUUUUUUACCUCCUCUGUUCUGUACUUACAGUCUCUCUCCUCUGCUCCCUUACUGUUUUUUCUCUGUUCUACUUCCUUGGUUUUAGUGUUUUCCUUUUAUCCAACUGCUAUUCUUAGUUACCACAGGAGCACUCCAGGGCUAACCCACAUCUCCCGCGGUCUCUCCACCUGCCUGCAACAGGGUCCCUUCCAGUGCUCUUUAGCUUUCACAACCAGAUUUUUCUGGCCAUGAAUUUAUAAUCAGGAAAUCAGGAAUUUCCUAUUCCCCUGUGCAGGUCUAAUUGAGAAGACAGUUGUUUACUGAUUUAUUUCUAAACACAGCUGAGGGCUACAAAAAUCUUCUAGGCAGGAAAGGUGAUACAGGUGACACUGCAAAGGGGCUUAAGCCAUAUAAAAGUUUUAUUUUUUUAAAUUCUAAUAAUCAGUCUAAAGCCCAGAACUCAGAACUAAGGUCAGAUAUUGACAGAAAUUUUUGUUCAUACUAGAUAUAUAUAUAUAUAUAUAUAUAUAUAUAUAUAUAUAUAUAUAUACACACACAUAGUUUUUGGAUUAAUCUAAGAGCCCUAAUGAUGAUAGAAUGUCGUUGUGUUCCUUAUCUUUUAUAAGGCACAUCAAUUGGCAUGUCUGAUAUAAGCUUGAAAUCUUGUAAAUAUAUGUAAGUGUGUCUUUUAGCCAGAUUUCUUGGCUCAGGAAUCUAUAGCCAUUCAGUUAUUAUGAAAAAGGAGAAUGAGAAGGAAGAACAAUACAUUAUAAUGGAUUUCAGAAUGUGGCUCCUUCUUUUACUAGGUAAAGGUUUAGGUUCCAUCAUUUUUUUUCAAAAUUCUCGUAACUGUAACAAAUUGUUGUUGAUUUGAUGCCGUAAGUUUUAGCUUUCAUAUUUUCCAUAUUCUGUACUGCAUUAGUAUAUAACUCUGAGCUCCAUAUAAAGUGUUAGCAAAUUCUCCUCGCAGCUCAGUCACACAGAACAAUCCUUUUCCAGCCCCAGAACCAAGGACACCGCUGCAGCUUCAGGCCCAAAAAGUAAAAACAACAAAAAGGACCAAAAAGUGCAAACAACAGCAAAUUGAGGAGAGCAGUCUGGGAGGAUGGGACUGCAGAACCUGGAGCUGUAAUUGGACAAUUAACCCCAACUUGGAAAUGGACCAAAACUGAUAAAAGUGUGAAAACUUUAAAAGUGUGACCCGCUGUCCAUCUUGGCUGUAGCCUCAGCCUCAGCUCUUGUACUGCCCAAGGUGUAUCCUGUGAAGGCCUUUUAAUAAAUCCCUACUUUAUUCUGUAACACUGUCUAGCCUCUGUUCCAGGCCACCUCACAAGGCAUGAGAUUGAUACUAAAAACAUGCCAAUAAUCACACUACUUCUUACAUGGAAACAAGAUCAUUUUCAUAGCAGGAAGUCCAGCUGGUCAGAAAAAUUAUAUUUUACCAUGUUCAAGGAAAGUGGGAGCAGAGGGAUGGGAAGGAGAGCCAGAAAUCCAACAAACAGCUGCUCUGGACUGCAGCUCCCACUCCAGCUUUGCAGAACCUCAGAGUGGCUGAGGUCAGCAGGGACCUCUGGCAGCCAUCCAACUGGACCUGCUUGCCCAGGACCACGUCCAGGCAGCUUUUGAACAUCUCCGAAGAGGGAAACUCCACCCCCCUGGGCAACCUGUCCUGGUGCUCAGUCACCCUCACUCACCAUUAAAACCAGGAAAAUAAAUGUUUCCUAAUGUUUGACUCUC